AUGCCCACCCGCCUCCCCUUCCUCCCCGUCUCCGGGUUCUUUCCAGACGCCGGCGCUUUGAUGUGGCUCAGCGUGAGCGGGCAGCUGCCGGCCACGGGGGCUGCAGCAGCGCUGCUGGGCCACUGGGCCCCGGCGGACCGCUGGGAGCCGACUCGGAGCGCGGUUCAAUCAGUGGGGCUCUCCGAGGAACGCUGGAGCUUGCUGUGGUGUGUGGCCGCGGUGGGGAAGGUAAAGACCGUGGCACGUGCGCCGGCUUCCUGUGCGCCCUGCAGCUGUAUUCUGUAUUGGAGAGAUGAGAAAAAAAACCUGAAUAUCCAGAAGAGCAAGGGCAAUUUAGUUCCCGGAGUAAACACAGCGCCGCAGUUCUUCCCCACCUUCCAUCCUCCUGUGCCAAUCGACGACAGACAUACCCAGGGACGUUACAUCUACGAGCCUUCCCCCGUGCCCCCUCUUCAUGUGCCUCCCGGGUUGGCGGGCAGUCCGGCUUUCUCCGACAUCUCCCUCAUCCGGAUCUCGCCCCAGAGGAACCCCUCUGUGGGGGCGGAGUCGCCCUUUCACCCUCCGCACCCUUACAUCAACCCGUACAUGGACUACAUCCGCUCGCUCCACAGCAGCCCCUCCAUCUCCGUUCUGUCGGCCACCCGGGGCCUCAGCCCCGCAGAUGCCCCUCACACAGGUCUGACCACAGCCGAGUACUACCACCAGAUGGCUCUGCUGGCGGGCCACCGGAGCCCGUACGCCACCGACCUGCUCCCGUCCGUGGCGUCCACGGCCGGCGUGAGCAGCGCCACCGCCCUGCACAUGGAAUACCUGCAGGCGAUGGAAAACUCCCGUUUCUCGAGCCCCAGGCUGCCAUCGAGGCCCAGCAGGAAGCGCCCGCUGCCCAUCUCGCCCCUCUCCGAGCACAGCUUCGACCUGCAGACCAUGAUCCGAAACUCGCCCAACUCCCUGGUCACCAUGCUCAACAACUCUCGCUCCAGCUCCUCCACCAGCGGCUCCUACGGCCACCUCUCUGCUGGAGCCAUCAGCCCGGCGUUAAGCUUCGCCUACCCUCCGACCCCGGUGGCUUUGCACGUGCACCAGCAGCUGAUUGGCCGUCAACCGGGCCUCGUGGGCUCUGCCUUUGGCCACAGCCCGCCGCUCAUCCACCCGUCGCCGGCCUACGCCACCCAGAGGUCCGUGCCUGGCAUCCCCCCCUCUGGGCUCAGCGCCAGCGAGCGCUCAGCCCUCUCCAACGACUCCUCACAGACCAAACCGACGAGUGAAUCUGCAGUGAGCAGCACGGGCGACCCGAUGCACCACAAACGCUCCAAAAUUAAACCCGAGGAGGAGUUGCCGAGCCCGGGCGCCGUGAGCGUGCAGGACCAUCCGGAUGGGAUGACCCUGGUGAAAGAGGAAGGGGACAAGGAUGAGAGCAAACAGGAGCCUGAGGUGGUGUACGAGACAAACUGCCACUGGGAGAACUGUUGCCGCGAGUUCGACACGCAGGAGCAGCUCGUACAGCACAUCAACAAUGACCACAUCCACGGGGAGAAGAAGGAGUUUGUGUGUCGGUGGGAGGAAUGUUCCCGAGAGCAGAAGCCCUUCAAGGCCCAAUACAUGCUGGUGGUCCACAUGCGCAGACACACGGGGGAAAAGCCCCACAAGUGCACAUUUGAGGGCUGCGCCAAGGCCUACUCCCGUCUGGAGAACCUGAAGACUCACUUACGCUCGCACACCGGCGAGAAACCGUACGUGUGCGAGCACGAAGGCUGCAACAAGGCCUUCUCCAACGCCUCGGACCGGGCCAAACAUCAGAAUCGCACGCACUCAAACGAGAAACCGUAUGUGUGUAAAAUCCCGGGCUGCACCAAACGCUACACGGAUCCCAGCUCCUUGCGCAAGCACGUGAAGACGGUGCACGGGCCGGAGGCGCACGUCACCAAGAAACAGCGCGGGGAUUACCCGCGUCCUCCGCCCCAACGGGAGCACGGGGGCAACGGCCAGGGCCGGUCGCCAGGGCAACUGCCUCUGGGUGGGUACACGGACCAAAGGGAGUACAACCAUGCUACCUCAAAACAGGAUGAAUGUCUGCAGGUCAAGUCCAUCAAGACAGAGAAGCCUAUGACGUCUCAGCCAAGCCCUGGCGGUCAGUCUACAUGCAGCAGUGACCAGUCCCCCGUCAGCACCUAUCCCUGCAGUGGAGUCCAGCUUGCUGUGAGCGCCGGACGCUCGCCAGGGGAGGGGCUGGAGGAGGACGAGGAGCAAGAGGACAUCGAAGAGGAGGUGGAGGAGGAGUGCGUGGGUGUGCGGGCCCCCAUCAUGGACUCCACGGUCUCCACGGCGACCGCGGCCAUGCUGACCCUGCAGGCGAGGCGGAGCGUCGGCCGCCCCCUGCGCUGGAUGGAGCACAUCAAGAUGGAGAGGCUGAAGCAGGUGAACGGAGUGCUGCCCAGGCUGGGGCCCCUGUCCCCUACACCGCCCCCGAAAGGUUCCACACUACCCAACAUCCUGGGGAAGGGAUCCUAUCUGGGCAGGCAGUGGGGGGUGUCUGCUCCUCAGCCACCUGCUCACGCUGAGCUGAGCAGCACAGAGCUAACGGUGCUCAAUUUGCUCCGUGACCGGCGCGACAGCAGCGGCAGCGCCACCAGUUCAGCCUACCUGAGCAGCAGUCGGCGCUCCUCCGGCAUCUCCCCCUGCUUCUCCAGUCGGCGCUCCAGCCAGGGUUCCCAGAACGAGGGCACGAUGACGGCCGGCCACCACCGCCGCCUCCACAACCUCAGCUCCACCGACUCUUACGACCCCAUCUCCACCGAUGCCUCGCGCCGGUCCAGCGAGGCAAGCCAUUACGGAGGUGGGACAGCAGGGAUACUCUCAGGCGGGGGCUGCGGAGGUGCGGGAGGAGUAGUGGGGUCACGGGGGAUGCUCACUUUAACCCCAGCGCAGCACUACCACCUGAAAGCCAAGUACGCCGCCGCAACUGGCGGCCCACCUCCCACGCCUCUUCCCAACAUGGAGCGCAUGAGCUUGAAGACUCGCAUGGCCAUGAUGGAUGAGGGUGGGAGCAACCACUCUUUGCCGCCUCUAGUCAGGCCACAUUGCUGCGGUGACGGCACCAACGGGUACACCAACGGGUACGUGGGACAUGCAGGUUACAGGAGGAGGGUCCUGUAUCCCGGCGAGGGACCACUGAAUGGGAACCGCAGGGCCAGUGACCCGGUGCGGACGCAGGCUCGUGAUAUUAGCAGCCUGCCCCCGGUGCAACGCUUCAACAGCCUUAACAACCUCCACCCUCUUCCACCUCUGACUCAUCUUUCGACGCCGGAAACUCGCAGCUUCAGCCUACAGAACUACACGCGCUCAGAGGGCAACCUGCAGAGAGGCCUGCAGCACUCGCCGUACACUCCGAGCAUCGCCGAACACGCGGCCUUAGAAGCCCUGGCCAUGGAGGACGAGGCCGGCCUGUUGCUGGAGGAUGAGGACAUGCUGCCAGAUGACCUGGUGCAGUACCUCCACUCCCAGGUGCAGUUGAACGGUGGCUCCUACAUGCACAUUGAGGACCAAAUAGCUUCUAGCCAAAGGGACACCUCCCAUCCGUCGAUGGAGGAGAUGGAACAGAUCCAGACUUCGGGGUUGAACAUGGGCUUCGCCGGGUCCCACGGUCUCCAGCCGCCGCAGACAGAAGAGAGGACGAGCCCGAGCAAGCUUCCCAUCCAGUGGAAUGAAGUGAGCUCCGGGAGUGCUGACAGGUCCCCCGAGAGGGAGCUGAACCACCAGACACAGUGCGGACGGUGGUCGGCCGCGGAACAUGGACCCGUAGCUGCGCCUUUUGGCAGAUUUGGAAACAUGGUGGUUCAGCAGCAGGUGCCCGUUGAUUUCCAGAACAGUUGUGCGCAGGUGAAUCAGCCUCAAAGUGCGUGUUGCGUUAACCCCGCGGUGAAGCUAGAGACACCGCCUAACUCCUGCAUGGAGAUGAGAGGUAGCAUCUCUACGAACCCCUUCGGAAGGCCUAACUUCUCACAGAUUGUCAACGGGCCUCCUCAGCAGGGCUUCAAACAGCAGGCCUCCAAUGGACCUCCGAAACAGAGCCACUUCCAGCAGAACCACAACAGUAGCACCUCGUGCCAGAUCGGAAACAACCUGAUCCUCAGCAGGGCCUCUAUGGACGUCCUCCCCGGCCUCUCCCAGGGAACUGCUCUCCAUCACAACCGGCAGGUCCACGUCCCUCGCCCACCCGACGGUUACAGGAACUCGGUCAGGACCCAGCAGUACCUCAACCCAGAGACCUCUGGUGAGAUCCAGGCUGGUCUCAACCAGCAGCAACAACUGCAGAGAAGUGGGGACCACUGCUCCCUCGCACGUCAGGUAUCUGGGCUGAAGCUGGAGGCCCCAGACCACGGGUACUUGGAGCAGGGCUUCGGGGACUGCCUCCCCUACGACCCAUUGGAUCGCAAGGCCUCCUCGUUCCCUGUCCUGGAGGACCAGUGCUUGCUCAACUCCAUGGCUGAGUCCGUGGGCCAAGCGGUUGGCAGUGUCGGCGGGAGCUCGGCCGCCCUCCUCUCCCCUGGCAGGGACCAGGUGACCAGCACAAUGGAUGGCAAUGUGCCCGGUAUACUAGACGAGGGGGUAAGUCUGGACUUUGGUGCCAUGCUGGAGGAUGGCUAUGACCAGGGUAGCCUGGUCUCAGGUGUGUUGAGUCCCUCCAUUUUCCAGGGUCUGUCCAGGACCUCGUCACGCCUGACCACCCCUCGAGCAUCCGCGGCCUUCCACAGCGUGGCGCCCGGCGUAAACAACAUGGCGAUCGGGGACAUGAGCUCUCUCCUCACCACGCUGGCGGAGGAGAGCAAGUUCCUCGCUAUCAUUCAGUAGCUGCUCUCUCUCUCUCUCUCUCUCUCUCUCUCUCUCUCUCGCUCUCUCUCUCUCGCUCUAUCUCCCUGCUUUCUCCUCCCUUUCGGGAAAAAAACGGGGAGACAAAAAAAGAGAAAAACUCUGGUGUAUGUGAAGAUUAAGACCAAAGUGGCAAUUAUGAGAACUUUAUUAUGUACUUAAAAAAAAAAGUGUUGUGGAUACGGCAGUAUUGCCAAACCCAUUUAUUUUGUACAAAUGUCGUCCCGCGCAGACAUGGGAUGUGUCAAAAUGAUGUAUAGAUGAAUAGUUAUAUUCCUUUUGUGGAAUGUAGGCUAUUUUUGGAAGCUCUUCUGUUUGUAUUUUCUGUGUGAAGGUGAGCAAAAGUUCACUUCCUUAAAAAAACAGUAUUCUCUGUAUUGUCACUGUUUUUGCUGUACACACUGUCGGUAAAAAUGCAUGUAUUCAAGGUUAAACACGAACACUGUCUAUAUGAGUACAUAGACCAGCCCACGUGCCAAGUAUCUACCCUUCGGAUCCCACAGGUACACAUCCAUCCUUGUCACAGCAGGUCACACUUAUGUAAUUGAUUUAACAGGCCCUGGAUGAUAACUUUAUACAUCAUAGUUUUUUUUUAAAAAUAAGUGGCGUAUUUACAUUUGUUGUCAUUUUGUUUUUGUCUGUUAUUUUUGUGAAUCUGUAAAU
Cyclopterus lumpus (lumpfish) is the source of this 5529-nucleotide messenger RNA. RefSeq names its product GLI family zinc finger 3 (gene gli3). Gene Ontology annotation, biological process: regulation of transcription by RNA polymerase II; smoothened signaling pathway. The record is from RefSeq and is a predicted model, not a curated record. Gene Ontology annotation, cellular component: nucleus. The transcript has 14 exons. The coding region runs from base 1 to 4848 and encodes 1615 amino acids. Lineage: Eukaryota; Metazoa; Chordata; Actinopteri; Perciformes; Cyclopteridae. Gene Ontology annotation, molecular function: DNA-binding transcription factor activity, RNA polymerase II-specific; RNA polymerase II cis-regulatory region sequence-specific DNA binding.